This is a messenger RNA of Macrosiphum euphorbiae (potato aphid), 633 nucleotides long. NCBI's taxonomy places the organism in Eukaryota, Metazoa, Arthropoda, Insecta, Hemiptera, Aphididae. The record is from the annotation of a GenBank genome assembly.
AUGCCUUCCAAUUGUAAUGAAUCAAUAAGGUCAUGUGCAUUUUAUAGACCGCCUCACUUGCGAAAUGCAUGUCCUACAAAUUUGGUUCCUACAACCAAAGUAGAAACUGUAGAUUCAGUGAACAACAAUACUAUCAAUUGUGUGAAUAAUAAUAAUGCAAAGUUACCGAAUUUGCAAAGUAAAGGGUUAUGUACCAAGUUAUAUGUACCACCAGCUAGACGCAAUUUGAACAAUGUGACCAAUGUGGGUCUCUCUAAGUAUUUUGAUUGUAAAUUCAAGGGAACUCGCACAGAAUAUUCAAAAAAGCUUGCAGAAUCAACUACUGUGUAUGUUGGACAUUUAAAUUUGCUUUCUACUGAAGCGGAUGUCCAUAAGCUAUUUUCAGAGGCAGGAAAAAUAAAAACCAUUAUCAUGGGUUUGGAUAAACAAACUUUAUGUCCUGGUGGAUUUUGCUUUGUUGAGUAUGAAACAAGAGCCGAAACGGAAUAUUGCAUGAAAACUAUGAAUGGUAUAGUAUUGGAUGGGAAACAGUUGUUAGUCGAUUGGGAUGCUGGAUUCAUUGAAGGACGUCAAUAUAGCCGCGUUAAAAGAAAUCAACAAAGGUCCUAUAUGCAUCCAAACACUAAAAAGUAA